This is a messenger RNA of Aedes albopictus (Asian tiger mosquito), 2341 nucleotides long. RefSeq lists its product as uncharacterized. The record is from RefSeq and is a predicted model, not a curated record. NCBI's taxonomy places the organism in Eukaryota, Metazoa, Arthropoda, Insecta, Diptera, Culicidae. The coding region runs from base 128 to 2257 and encodes 709 amino acids. The transcript is spliced from 2 exons.
UAUGCGAAACGCGUUAGAACGGGGGCUCAGUCGUCAGUGCGAUUCCGCGAAGUGUGCCAAAGUUUCGAAAGAAUUGGAACAGUGACUAAGAUAUUUUAGAUUAUGAAGUGCUAGCGAAAUUGUGAAAAUGUUGAAACUAUUAUGGUUGGUGCUAUCGGUGACGGUUGUGGUUCGUGCUACCAGUAUAUUAGGACCGGAUGGAUAUGAAGAUUCAAGGCCCAGUACACCUUCUAGUAUUGGAGAGCAUAUUUGCAUAGCGGGAGGAGUGUGGCCGAAUUGUGCAUCACCAACUACACAAGUAACAGUACUUCCGAAACCAACGACUCCAGCACCGACAGUAACGACACCUAAGCCUGGUUGCUCAAAUGGAGGUUCCGGACCGAACUGCGAGCUUCCUACGAGACCUGCUCCGCCACAAAUAAGCUGCGCAAAUGGAGGAAUACCACCAUUCUGUUGUAACAAUGGAGGCGUUGGGCCAGAGUGUGAGAUUCCAGGUCCAUUGGGUCCACCAUCGAUUAGUUGCGCCAACGGUGGAGUCCCACCAUUCUGCUGUGAGAAUGGUAGGGUAGGUCCAGAUUGUGAAAUAGCGUUCCCGAUCGGAUGUGAAAACGGAGGUGUUCCACCGUACUGCUGUACCAAUGGAGGAUUUGGACCUGACUGUAAUAUUAUGCAACCAACAUCACCUUCUCCGGCCCCUAUUUCAGAGCCAAGCCCGCCAUUCUGCCUUAAUGGAGGGGUUCCUCCAUACUGCUGCACCAAUGGAGGCAGUGGACCAGAUUGUGUGAUUCCAGCACCUCCUGCUUGCCCCUACGGUGGAGUUCCGCCGUAUUGUUGUACCAACGGGGGUCAAGGCCCUUUCUGCUUGGUCGUUCAACCAGCCAUCGAAUUCGGUCCAGCGGUCGAAGUUAUUUAUCAUCCACCAAGCAACGCGGGUCCUCCUGUGGAUAGUUCUUACUACUAUCCACCACCUUGUCCUUAUGGUGGUAUUCCACCUUACUGUUGCUCUAACGGUGGUGUCGGGCCGUACUGCCAAGUUCCGGUUCAACAGAUCGGUUGUUCCAAUGGUGGACUACCUCCAUAUUGCUGCACCAAUGGUGGAGUGGGUCCUGACUGUUCUGUUCCGCAACCUCAGCCACCAGUCGAACCAAUAGGUUGCUCCAACGGAGGACAACUUCCUUAUUGCUGUACCAACGGUGGAGAUGGACCAGAUUGCUCCAUUUCUCAAACACAAACUGGAUGUUCUAAUGGAGGACAACUUCCGUAUUGUUGUACCAACGGAGGUGAUGGCCCAGAUUGUUCUAUCCCGCAGCCAGGCUGCUCCAAUGGUGGACAGCUGCCAUACUGCUGUACAAAUGGAGGGCAAGGAUCUGAUUGUGUUGUACCAACUUCUCCAAAACCAACUACAACCCGAAGAACCACAACUUCCACCAGGCGUACGACAACUCGACCGCAGACCACCACUACUCGUCGAACAACAACAACUACCCGUAGAAUAACCACAACUACCCGUCGACCAACGACUACAACACGCAGAAUAACAACUACCACCCGUCGUCCAACAACAACAACCCGUAGAUCAACAACAACCCGAACCCCUUCAGUUUGUCCAUUUGGUGGAAGCCCUCCUUUCUGCUGCACCAACGGAGGUCUCGGCCCAACAUGUUACGUUCCAAACGCUAACCCUCCAGCUACUACCACUCGCCGGACGACUACAACCACGCGUCGAACUACUCCUACAACCCGGCGGACGACAUUCACCACUCGUAGAACCACACCCACAACUCGAAGAACUACAACGACCACCAGACGACCAACCCCACCGAAACCAGUGUGUGCAUUCGGAGGUGUACCUCCGUACUGCUGCACCAACGGCGGACAGGGACCGAACUGUGUCGUUCCAACUCGACCUCCAACCCGGCCUCCAACCCGGCCCCCAACUCGACCUCCAACCCGACCUCCAACUCGACCUCCAACUCGGCCCCCAACCUGUCCAGCUGGAGGCGUACCACCGUACUGCUGCACCAACGGAGGCCAGGGUCCAAAUUGCGUAGUUCCCACGCGGCCAACUCCACCCCCGCCAACCUGCCCCGCCGGUGGAGCUCCUCCCUAUUGCUGCACCAACGGAGGUCAGGGACCAAACUGUAUCACUUCCAAACCGACGCCACCUACGGUGCCCGGAUAUCUCCCACCGGACAGCAGUAACCCUGUUCCAAGCGGUUACAAAUACGAUGUCGGUGAUCCUCCGUUUGCCUCGUAAAUAAAAAGUGCUCUCUCGUUUCUAGUUAUAUGAAUAAAUUAAUUCUUAAAAAAAAACAACCUUAUCAAUGACCAGUGAAUUCCU